CCUCCAUAAAUAGACGUCCGAGCGCGAGCGGCGUCUCAGUGUCAACAAAACAGCAGCUUGGCACCGAACUCCCGUUUUAAUUUCAACGGCUUGAAGAGCUGAGAUUUGAUUAAUGGACCGCGGUGAGUUUCGUUCCCCGGAGAAGAGACGCGGGAGACGCUGCCGGGUUUUAAGUGUAGUCGCAGUCCUGCUCCUUAUUAUUGUCGUCGCCGUCGUCCUGGGACUGGUCCUCCGACAGGGAACGAACUUUAAAUCAACGUUUAUUGACAGAUGUGAACAGUUCGCGGGAUACAACUGUGAGAAGAUAUGGGAUGCAUUUGAAAAAGCCUAUGUGGGGCGAGACCCUUGUGAAGUCCCCAUGGAAGCCUACGACCCUUUCAUCGCCGCAGCCCACUUCAAACCUGCAUGCGGCCGAAUGAUGUUCUGGAGCAAAACGAAAGAUCUGGUCCAUGACUUCACCGAGAAGAAGGAUUGUUUUCUCACCCUGGAGGACACUUUGCUGGGCAGUGUGGUGGAUGGUCUGACCUGGUGUGGGAAGGAGGGCAGUAGUGAAACAUUCACCACCGGCUGCCCAGGGUGGACGGACUGUGAGAACAACACUGUUCGCUCGUUUUGGAACAGAGCCUCAGCUGCUUUUGCAGACGUUGCGUGUGGUGACGUCACAGCGAUGCUAAACGGAUCCAUCACCACCCCAUUCAAUUCUGCUAGUAUUUUUGCCUCCAUCGAGGUGAAGAGGUUCAACUCCUCCAGGGUGAAAAACCUGAAUGUUGUUCUGGUCACACAGAAGGACUUUGUCACAAACUGCACAAAUGCAUCUUUGAAAAACUUACAAAAGGAGCUGGAUGCAGGAAUCAAAUAUAAUUGCAAAGAGGUGGCUGAAUCUCAGAUCCACGAGUGCAGCUCUGAUCCACAGAAGCCCUGUGGAUCCUGUUGGUGAAGACGUCCAGAUGAGACACAACAAUAACCAGCUAGAAGAGAUAUUUGUUCAGUCUUUGUAAAUUAAAUCAUGUUCUAUUAUGCAGUUUGUUGGAAAUGUAAUAGUUUUUGUACCGGUGAGCCAGUUUCAUUUUAUAUGAAAUGUGUAUUUUUAUAUAAAUAACUUUGAUACAUUUUUACAAUAUGACAAUGCACCUUAUUCAAAAGGUUGUGAUUAGGAGGCUUUCUAUCAAGUAGUAGAUGAGUUCACUGUCAUGUACUGUAGAGUUAAAUACCGGUGCUGCUAUCUAAUCAUGUCCAACUGACCACCUGCAAUAAACUCUGGGGGCAGAGCUUGUAAGGUUGUUUUUUUUUUCAAAUAAAGUGUUAAAAUAUGAGGAUAAA
This is a messenger RNA of Acanthopagrus latus (yellowfin seabream), 1320 nucleotides long. Its product is annotated as ADP-ribosyl cyclase/cyclic ADP-ribose hydrolase 1-like. The record is from RefSeq and is a predicted model, not a curated record. Gene Ontology annotation, cellular component: plasma membrane. Bases 113 to 937 code for a protein of 274 amino acids. NCBI's taxonomy places the organism in Eukaryota, Metazoa, Chordata, Actinopteri, Spariformes, Sparidae. Gene Ontology annotation, biological process: positive regulation of B cell proliferation. Gene Ontology annotation, molecular function: NAD+ nucleosidase activity; phosphorus-oxygen lyase activity. The transcript is spliced from 8 exons.